AUGGCAACUUUAAAUGAAAAGAAGACCUGCAGCGAACGUAUGGCAGAUUUCCGUCGUUUCGUCUGGAAUCCAGAAACAAAGCUCUUCAUGGGAAGGUCCUUAAUUAACUGGGUGUGGAUCAGCCUCUACUACCUGGCUUUCUACGUGGUGAUGUCGGGGCUGUUUGCACUCUCCAUUUAUUGUUUAAUGAGGACGAUUAAUCCGUACGAGCCGGAUUACCAAGACCAGCUGAAAUCCCCAGGUGUAACCUUACGACCUGAUGUUUAUGGGGAUAGAGGACUACAAAUUUAUUACAACGUAUCUGACAACAAAACCUGGGAAGGCUUAGUGACAACUCUUCACACUUUUCUGACAGCAUAUACACCAGCUGCUCAGCAUCUGAACAUCAACUGCACCAAUAACACAUACUUCAUCCAGGACACCUUUGAUGGCCCGAAUAAAACAAAACUAUCCUGCAAAUUUACCUCAGACAUGCUUCAAAACUGCUCCGGCAUCACAGACCCAACUUUUGGAUUUCCAGAAGGAAAGCCCUGUUUUAUUAUAAAAAUGAACAGGAUCAUCAAGUUUUACCCUGGCAAUGGCACUGCACCAAGGGUGAACUGCACAUAUGUGGUAAGGGGUGAGGAGUCUCGCCAGCUGGAGGUGGACUACUACCCUGUGAAUGGCACCUUCAACCUGCACUACUUCCCCUACUACGGGAAAAAGGCUCAGCCCAGCUACAGCAAUCCCUUGGUAGCUGUGAAAUUUCUCAACAUUACAAGGAAUGUAGAACUUAAAAUAGUGUGCAAAAUCAUUGGAGCUGGAAUUACCUUUGAUAAUUUUCAUGAUCCGUAUGAAGGAAAAGUGGAAUUUAAACUGAAAAUAGAAGACUGAGCAGCAACAGAGACACUUCUGAAAGAUGUAAGAAGAGUAAACUUAACCUUUAUCACAUUCAUCUAUA
This is a messenger RNA of Parus major (Great Tit), 940 nucleotides long. It is a transcript of the gene ATP4B, whose product is annotated as ATPase H+/K+ transporting subunit beta. Bases 1 to 873 code for a protein of 290 amino acids. The transcript is spliced from 7 exons. NCBI's taxonomy places the organism in Eukaryota, Metazoa, Chordata, Aves, Passeriformes, Paridae. The record is from RefSeq and is a predicted model, not a curated record. Gene Ontology annotation, molecular function: ATPase activator activity. Gene Ontology annotation, biological process: intracellular sodium ion homeostasis; sodium ion export across plasma membrane; potassium ion import across plasma membrane. Gene Ontology annotation, cellular component: sodium:potassium-exchanging ATPase complex.